GCGGAGUUCGGCAAAAGUUUCUUUUUUUUACGGAUUUUUUUUUUUUUUUUUUAGAAUCAACAAAAGAAAAAUAAAACACAAAGAUUCAGGUUUAAAUGUGGAGUUUAUGAAGCAGCGCCGCGGGUUUUAUCGAGCUGUUUUUAUUUUACGACGAGAUCAGAAGAAAAAAACACGGAAAAGAUCCGAGUUUUAAACUUUAAAGUCCAAAAGAAGAAAAGGAUGUUUUUUUCUUUUUCUCGUCUGAGUAAAUCUUAAACUUCGCUCUGAAGCGUCGCUCAUGGAUCCUGAAGCAGCCGACGACAUUCCGGAGGACGGCGUUCCGGAGGACGGCGUUCCGGAGGACGGCGUUCCGGAGGACGGCGUUCCGGAGGACGGCGGCGUUCUGCCUGAAGUGGAGGACGGCGUUCCGGAGGAGGACGCUCUGAGCCAGGACCAGUGGGACCAGGCCCUGAGGACGCGCCGCGAUCUGAUUGGAGGAAACACUCCCAACUCCGCCUCCUCCUCUGUCAGCUCCUCCCCCUUCCUGUCGUCAUGGUUUCGGCGGGAAAAAGGCGCCAACGACGACGACGAGGGGGACGAGGAGGAGACGCGGGUCACUGUCGUCACCGCCGAGGACGAGUCGACGAAUCAGAGCAGAGACGCCGAGGACACCAGGGACAGAACGACCAAUCAGAACGCAGAGUGUGAUCGCCGAAUCAAAACGAGCAGAACGGAGGAGUCGGCCAAUCAGGAGGCAGGAUCGGAAAAGGUGGAAGUGAGCGACGAACACGAGGAACUGACCGACCGAGACUUAAACAACUCCCGCGAACGGACUGACGCGUCCAAAACAGAAAGUGAAAGUGAAAGUGAAAGGACACUGACAGACGAGCGGGAACGGCCCAAUCAGAGCGCGGGGAAGGACGAGGAGGGCGGGGACAGCAGCGAAGAAGAGGAAGAGGAAGUGAUGUCACAGCAGAGCCAGAUGAAGAGGAAACUGGACCAUGGUCCUGACGGUCGACCGUUUCCCACAGGGAAGAAACACUGUAAAGGAAACGGGUUCCUCAGUCCGUCGAGUCUGGCUCCGGCCACGCCCACCACGUUCGGGGAGCUGCGCGUGGCCAAUGGGCACUCGGCUCAGAGGCGGCGCGUGACCUCGGGCCCGCCCCCCGCCGGACUCGCCGAGUGGCUGCGCGCCUUCCAGACCUGGAGUGGACCUGAGCGUCUUCUGGCUCUGGACGAGUUGAUCGAUCGCUGUGAGACGACGCAGGUCAAACACAUGAUGCAGCUGAUCGAGCCUCAGUUUCAGAGGGACUUCAUCUCGCUGCUGCCCAAAGAGGUGCCCGACCACAACACUUUUAUUUAUUUAUUUAUUUAUUUAUUUACAAAACUGUCACACACUUUUAAAAUAUUUCAAAAACUUCUGUGGAAUCCGAGUCUCAGGUCCGAGUGGUUCACACUCUGGCUUUGGUCCUCAGGGAUCUCGGAGCAGGUGUCGUCAUCGCGCAGGAGGAGCGCGUGUGUGAGUCCGUGGAAAUCUGCCUACAUCCGCCAACAUCGUAUCGAGAGCAACUGGAGGAGCGGAGACGAGCGCGAGCCCAUGGUGUUGAAGGGUCAUGAUGAUCAUGUGAUCACGUGUCUGCAGUUCAGUGGUGACCUCAUCGUGUCCGGAUCUGACGACAACACGCUCAAAGUGUGGUCGGCCGUCACAGGGAAGGUCCUGCGGACGCUGUCAGGACACACGGGCGGCGUCUGGUGCAGUCAGAUGUCGGUUGCCACGGUGAUCAGCGGCUCGACCGACCGGACUCUGCGGGUCUGGGACGCGGAGCGCGGCGACUGCGUCCACAUCCUGUACGGCCACACGUCCACCGUGCGCUGCAUGCAUCUCCACGGAAACAGGGUGGUCUCGGGCUCUCGGGACACGACCCUGCGCGUGUGGGACGUGGCGAGCGGGCGCUGCGAGCACGUCCUGACGGGUCACGUGGCGGCCGUGCGCUGCGUGCAGUUCGACGGGCGCCGCGUCGUCUCCGGCGGCUACGACUACAUGGUCAAAGUGUGGGACCCCGAGAGCGAAGUCUGUCUGCACACGCUCCAGGGACACACCAACCGAGUGUACUCCCUCCAGUUCGAUGGUGCGUUCGUGGUCAGUGGGUCGUUGGACACGUCCAUCAGAGUGUGGGAGGCGGACACAGGUAACUGUGUUCACACUCUGACCGGGCACCAGUCUCUGACGUCGGGCAUGGAGCUCCGGGACAACAUGCUGGUGUCUGGAAACGCCGACUCGACGGUGCGAGUGUGGGACGUCCGGACGGGACAAUGUCUCCACACGCUGCAAGGUCCACAUAAGCACCUGUCGGCGGUCACCUGUCUGCAGUUCUGUCGGGGUUUGGUUCUGUCCAGUUCAGACGAUGGGACAGUGAAACUGUGGGACCUGAACAGCGGCGCCUGGAUACGAGACGUGGUCACACUACAGAGCAGAGGAUCAGGUGGUGUGGUCUGGCGAAUCCGAGCGUCCGACACUCGUCUGGUUUGCGCGGCGGGAAGUCGGAACGGGACGGAGGAAACCAAACUGCUGGUGCUGGACUUCGACCUGGGCGAGACGGCGAAGGACGAGGAAUGAACGGCGCCGAAAAAAAACGUCCGAAAAAAACCCGACGCAAAACUUUGGACGAACUCGACUCUUUUUUGACCAAAGUCGUGGAACUUCCUGAAUGUUGCUAUGACGACGCCACAAACCGCUGGAGACGCGUGAAUGUCCCAAACGUUCAGAAGGUGAAAAAUAUUCUUCAAAACUUUUGUGAAACUGAAUGUAAACAACAGACCAACCCGAGCUGCUAAAACCGACCACGACGACCGAGACAGACUCCUAAAGCUUCACUACGGAACUUUUCUGCUCAACCUGCGCCGCGUGGACAUUGGUGUUACCGAAAAUCAGCUACGCAUCGAUAAAACGAAUCGUAAACUCGCUCGUCGUUUGAGCGGGAGUCGAACUCGAGUCUGAAAACGUCGUAGUCGUGGCGACGCUGAAGGAGACGACGUUCUCGCUCGGCCCCGGAAUGUUCCACAGUUUGGCUUUAAAAUCCGUGCUCGGGACUCGCCGCUCCACGGACGCGACCUGCACCUCGGCCAAGUCUCGGAGAAAACAGAAGUGAAACGUCGUGCGGUGAAACAAUCAAGAAGACGCGGUAAUGUCAAUCUCCACGGCGACGAGGGAAGCAACGAUAGUCGAUUUUAGGGCUGAGUAUCGUUAGGAAGUCGCCGAUACGAUACACAGGCCACGAUACGAUACUGUGCACUUUCGAUUCAGUACGAUUCAAUACGAUAUAUUUCAAAACGAUUCGAUACGGUUCAGUAAAAAAAGGUGAAUUUGUGGCUCUGAUAAAUAAAACCAAGUAUCGUUUAAAAGUUGCCGAUACGAUACAAACCUCGGUACUGUGCACUUUUGAUUCGAUAUAUUUCGAAUUGAUUCGAUACGGUUCAAUAAAAAUAAAGUCUAAAUCAUGUUUGUCACACUAAAAGUCUUUGUUAAAAUAAAAAUAAACACACGUGUGUUAUCAUGUUACUCAUGUUUUUAUAUUUUACUCAUCAGCAGAAAAAAAAAAUGUAGAUUUUUCUUUUUCACAUCUUAAAAUGUAUUGAAAUCAUAUCGAUCUCGUUGCCCCUGUAUCGAUUAGGGCUGUGCAAAAAUACUAAAAUAUCGAUAUAUCGUAUAGUUUAAUUUGAUGUGGGAUUCUUGUGGUUCGGUGAGACGUGGUCACAGCGGGGGGGGGGGGGGGCGCUCUAACUAUAAAGCGCUGCAGGAAACACUGCGAUAUCGAUAUCGUGGGCUGUUUUCGGUUUAUUUUACUAAAUAAUUUUGUGUAAGAGCUACAGUUGUGUUCACAUUUUCACAGUUUUGAGUAAAACUGUGUUUUUCAUCUGAACUUUGCACAAACUUAGUCGACUUUUAGUGUCAGAGCCACGAUUUAGUCUUAGUUUUUUACUGAAUCGUAUCGAAUCGACUUGAAAUAUAUCGUAUCAAAUCGUAUUGAAUCGAAAGCGCACUGUAUCGAAAAGUGUAUCGUAUCGGGGCCUGAGUAUCGUAUCGGUGAGUUCUUAACGAUCCCAGCCCUGAUCGUGACACAGAUCGGAUCGUUGGAAAACCGUAUCGACACACAAGAAAAGUCCCGUAGUGCGGCUUUACAGUUUUCCCUUUUACUGUUUUUAUUUUUCAUGUCGAGCUGCUGUGAAAAUAAAAGUGUUUUAUAUUUAUUUUAAAGAUAAACUGUGUAACUUUUCUGCUGGAGGCUCCGUCAGACGCCGCCGUCUCCGUGGAGAUGUCGUCGCUUUGUCGGGAAUGUUCCACAGUGCGGCAUUAAAACCUUUCUGUCUCCAUGGAAACCAAACCAGACACAGUUCCAGGUCGGAUCUUGGUGUUUUUGAGCCGUAAAACCUGCACCUGUGAUUGAGUAAAAGUAAAGCGGGGCCGUUUAAAGUCACACUGCGGAACAUUCCGGCCCAAAGCAGUAACUCCGUCUCCGUAGAAACGAGCCGGUGUCGUCGUUCUGUUUAAAGCUGCGCUGCGGGAAUUUAACUGGCAGAGGGUCCAGGGCGCGUUUGUUACUGCGGAGAUGUCAUCGCUUUGGGCCGGAAUGUUCCGCAGUGCGACGUUAAACGCAUUCCACAUCUCCGUGGAGACGUCACCGGGCGAAGGUACGGGUCAGAUCUGCGGAGAGGCCGACCCCAGGAGACCCGCCGUGAAAUUAAAACGCUAGAUUUAGACGUUUAAUCCUGUGACGUUCUGGGCGAAGCGGUCACAUCUCCACGGCAACGAGCAGGCGGCAGAACAGAAAAGUUCCGCAGUGCGUCUGAGGAACGGGUCGAGUCCGGACACGGAGCGCAGACGCCGAGUUUAGGAAGUUUCGGAAAAGGUUUUUGCCGAGGGAAACGCCGGCGACGAAACCCGUGGAGCUCAACGGCGCCGCCUCUGGUCUGGAAAUAAAACUCCCGUUCGUUUUUCCCAUAAACUUUCCCACAAAAAAAAAAAAAAAAACAUUAAAAGUGUGAAAACUCUGGGUCGAUCGGCUCUGGAACUAACGACCAAAAGAACAGAACCGACACUUUAUUUAAAAUCUGUUUCUGAAACUUUUAAAAACCGCAAAGUUCUUAAAUCAGAGUUGUUCUCCUCAGAUGUUUCUCCAGGUUCUUCUCGUUUUUUUCUCUCUGACUCUGAAGUUUAUUUGGAUUCACGUUUGAGGAAUUUUUCAUCUCUUAUUCUCAAGAUUUACGGAUCUUCGUUCGCCCGUAAUAUUUGAAAUUUCCGAAAAAUCUGUGGGAAAAAUGAAACGGAGAAUUUACUUUACGGAACCAGAGCGAACUUUAAGCUGCGUUUUCUCCGUGGAGAUGUUGUUGCUUUGUCUGGAAUGUUCCGCAGUACGGCAUUAAAACUGUCUUUCUCCACGGAGACCAAACCGGACCUGACGUGAAGAUCCGGGUCAGGUCUGCGGAGAGGCGACGACCCCCGCUCACGGUCACGAUGUCUUGUUUUUAUCGGGAUCUUUGAGCGAUAAAACCUCCCGGAAUUGAGUAAAAGUAAAGUGGAGCUGUUUAAAGUCACACUGCGGAACAUUCCAGCCCAAAGCCAGAACUCCGUCUCCGUGGAAACGAGCCGGCGACGAACCCUCCGCCGAAAAGUGACGUUAAAAAAAACAAAAAAAAAAAACAACUGCGACCGAAUAUUUAGAAUCGGAAAGUGACGAUUGAAAGUCGGCGUCGGUGUUCGUUUGUGUCGUGGAAACGGAGGCUCACGUUUCGCCAAAGUCGGUUCGAAAACGUCGGCGAUGAUUUUGUGCCAAAUUUUCCAAACAAAACGCGCCAAAUUUUCUCACGUUUACACAAAAAACGUCCAGCGUCGUUUUUAGCGUUAUUUUCUACUGAUAAAAACCAUCGCGAGUUCCAAACCGCAGUGUUACGCCGAUGAAACGAGGAUGAAAAUCGCGCCAACGUGAGACGAGCUUUGUUCUGUUGUUUUUCUUGGUGCGACGCUAACAGGAGGCACUGCUCCGUCUGAAACUCUGAGACUCAAGUUCGACUUUAAUCUGAGUUUUAUUUUAACUCAAUCUGAUCUGAACUCCAACCCCGACGCUCGGACCGACACAGGGCUCCUGAAAACGACUUUAAAUCACUUUUCUGUUUUAUUUUAUUUUAUUUAAUUUUUUUGAGUUUUCAGACGAUCUUGACUUGAUCUUGAUGUUCAACUUUUUCGGUCUGUGUUCGCUCGUGUUUGUGUCACCGCGGUAACUGCUGAACCAGGACUAAACCGGGACUAAACCAGGAC
Molecule: messenger RNA, 6292 nt
Organism: Boleophthalmus pectinirostris (great blue-spotted mudskipper)
Lineage: Eukaryota; Metazoa; Chordata; Actinopteri; Gobiiformes; Gobiidae
Product: F-box/WD repeat-containing protein 7-like
Exons: 14
Coding region: 278-2596 (772 amino acids)
Biological process (GO): ubiquitin recycling; proteasome-mediated ubiquitin-dependent protein catabolic process
Cellular component (GO): nucleus; cytoplasm
Molecular function (GO): ubiquitin binding
Source: RefSeq, a predicted model, not a curated record